AUGAACUGUUUUUUUUUUUCCUUUUUUCUUUUUUUCUUUUUUUUUUUUUUUCCUUUUUUUUUUUUCUUUUUCCUUUUUCUUUUUCCUUUUUUUUUUUUCUUUUUUCAUUUUUCAUCUUUUCUUUUUUUUUUUUUUUUCUUUUUUUUUCAUCAUCUUUUUCAUCUUUUUCUUUUUCAUCUUUUUUCAUCUUUUCUUUUUCAUCUUUUUUCAUCUUUUCUUUUUCAUCUUUUUUCAUCUUUUCUUUUUCAUCUUUUUUCAUCUUUUCUUUUUCAUCUUUUUUCAUCUUUUCUUUUUCAUCUUUUUUCAUCUUUUUUUUUCCGUCUUUUUUUUCUUUUCUUUUCAUCUUUUUUCAUCUUUUCUUUUCAUCUUUUUCAUCUUUUCUUUUUCAUCUUUUUCAUCUUUUUUUUUUCAUCUUUUUCAUCUUUUCUUUUUUUUUUUUUCAUUUUUUUUUUUUUUUCUUUUUCAUCUUUUUCAUUUUUCUUUUUCAUUUUUUCAUCUUUUCAUCUUUUCAUCUUUUUCAUCUUUUUCAUUUUCAUUUUUCAUCUUUUUCAUUUUUUUCAUUUUUCAUUUUUUAAUUUCAUUUUUUUCAUUUUUCUUUUUCAUUUUUUUUUUCUUUUCAUUUUUUUUUUUUCUUUUCAUCUUUUUUUUUUCUUUUCAUUUUUUCUUUUCUUUUUCAUUUUUUUUCAUUUUUUUUUUCAUCUUUUUUUUUUUCUCUUAAACAUAUAUCUAUCUUAUUUCUUUUCUUUAUUUAUGAGAGUGGCUUCGUUUGGACCAGAAAAUUGUAUUCGUUGUGCAGAUGGUUAUCGUCCUGUGGAUGGCAAAUGCAUUGAUAUUGAUGAAUGUGCAGAAAACAAGGAUGACUGUGACAAUGAACACAUGUCUUGUGUAAACAAAGAAGGUGGUUAUAAAUGUAUAUGUGAUGAAGGAUAUGAAAAGAAUGAAGUUGAUGCCUGUGUAAAGAAACCAAAAGAGAUUCCAGGCCAGAAGAAAAAGAAGUCCAAGAAAAAAUCAAAAAUGUCUACUGCCAUUAAUAAACCGGCCAAUGAAACUGCUGAAGAUGAAGCAAAUAUACCUGUUGUUACUGAGACCUCAGCUGAAUCAUUACCAAAAGAAGAACUGUAA
Acanthosepion pharaonis is the source of this 1122-nucleotide messenger RNA. NCBI's taxonomy places the organism in Eukaryota, Metazoa, Mollusca, Cephalopoda, Sepiida, Sepiidae. The record is from the annotation of a GenBank genome assembly.